UACAUUAUUAAUUAUGCGUAUUAAAUCAACAAAUCCUCUUGUUGUUGGUGGUGUAAUUGGAGAGGUUUUGGACCCCUUUACAAGUUCAGUGUCUUUGAGAGUCGUUUAUGACAAUAACAAAGAAGUCAUCAACAGUGGUGAGCUCAAACCCUCCCAAAUAAUCAACUCACCAAGAGUUCAAGUUGGUGGAAAUGACCUCAGGACCCUGUAUACUCUGGUGAUGGUGAAUCCUGAUGCACCAAGCCCUAGUGACCCGAAUAUGAGGGAAUACCUGUAUUGGAUGGUAACCAAUAUUCCAGCGACUACAGGGACAACUUUCGGACAAGAGAUAGUGAGUUAUGAAAGUCCAAGACCAGCAUCAGGGAUUCAUCGUGUGAUAUUUGUGUUGUUUAGGCAACCUUGUAGGCACACAGUAUUAGCUCCUGGAUGGAGACAAAAUUUCAUUACAAGAGAUUUUGCUGAAUUUUACAAUCUUGGAUUACCUGUUGCUGCUCUCUAUUUCAAUUGUCAACGAGAAAAUGGUUCUGGUGGAAGGAGGAUGGUCAUUUAACAAAUAGUAUAAACAUUUGUUCACAAAAAAAUCCAAAUAUAUCCCUGUCCUUCAAUAUAAAAUAUACACUAAGCAAAAAAUGUCAUGUCAUCAUGUCGUAACUAUUAUUAUAACAACUUCAGUAAAAUAAACUCCUUUCAAAUAUGAAAAA
Medicago truncatula (barrel medic) is the source of this 701-nucleotide messenger RNA. RefSeq names its product protein FLOWERING proteinUS T. The transcript has 4 exons. Lineage: Eukaryota; Viridiplantae; Streptophyta; Magnoliopsida; Fabales; Fabaceae. The record is from RefSeq and is a predicted model, not a curated record. Bases 14 to 550 code for a protein of 178 amino acids.